Saimiri boliviensis boliviensis (Bolivian squirrel monkey) is the source of this 1525-nucleotide messenger RNA. RefSeq names its product chromosome 2 C14orf119 homolog (gene C2H14orf119). NCBI's taxonomy places the organism in Eukaryota, Metazoa, Chordata, Mammalia, Primates, Cebidae. The record is from RefSeq and is a predicted model, not a curated record.
CGCUGGGGCACUUGGGUGUUUGGGGCGGGUCCGAGGCCGGAAAUGCGUGGGCUGCCGGGCUGGCCCAGCUUAGGGUUUUCAGGAAAUUUGGAAGUUGUGGCGGUAGUUGUAUUGUAAGGACUCUUGUGACAGUCUUCGGGUGCCCUCCGAGAGAAAAGGGGAGGUAAGCGGGGUAAAAGUAUCUCUAUGGGCCGGAUCAGGUUUGGUGUUUGCGGAUUACCCUAAUAGGGCAAGCUUCCUACUCCUUUACGCAAACAGCUUCUGCCCUCUGUCCUCUGAAUUCCUGCCACUCCCAUCUUAGGCUUUUUUGGGGGUGGGAAGGCAGGAAUCGGAAUGACUAGCUCCGUGGCCUGCGAAGUGGGCAAGAGGCAGUGCCGUUUCUUCGGACCCAGACUGUGAACUGAUUUAUGACGCUGAACUUGAGUUUGAGUUUGUCUCGGAAGCCAUGUUGCAAGAUCCUGGAGAAGUUCUCCCAUUCUCCGAAGAAGAGAAUAAGGUCCUUUGGAGGAACUGCUUCCUGUAGGGCAAGAACUGGAAAAUGCAAGCACCCUGAACUUUUUUGGAUGCCACUGGAGUCAUCUUCCUCUUCAAUGCCACUAUCCUGCCCGUCUCUCUUACCCUCAAUACCACACAACACUAACCCUUCCCCUCCUCCAAUGUCUUACAUCACCUCCCAAGAGAUGAAGUGUAUUCUUCACUGGUUUGCCAACUGGUCAUGUCCCCAGCGUGAACGUUUCCUAGAGGACCUGGUAGCUAAGGCAGUGCCAGGAAAAUUACAGCCACUGCUGAAUAGUCUGGAGCAGCUUAGUAUGUCUGGGGCAAACCGACCACCUUCUAUCUUUGAGUGCCAGCUACAUCUUUGGGAUCAGUGGUUUCGAGGCUGGGCUGAGCAGGAGCGCAAUGAAUUUGUCAGACAGCUGGAGUUCAGUGAGCCAGACUUUGUGGCAAAAUUUUACCAAGCAGUGGCUGCUACAGCUGGUAAGGACUGAUAGGCAUUCAGACCAAAGAAGAUAACCAUAGCUGAGCCAAGACUCUAUGUAUAUGUCACAAGGCCAUGACUCUGCAAUGAGAACUCAAUUCAAAUGUGUCACCUAAAGGACUGGAACUGGUAUUCCAACCAACUGACUGAACUCAUUGACCAGUACAGGCAUAGUUAUUUCAACACUAAUAGCAUGUCAAGUGGACUCCAACUUGUAAAUGUUAUCAAUCUAGGCAAUCAAGCUCAUCGGUCUACUAGUUUGCUUCUUUUUAAGAGACGUCAAAUCUUCAAGAAUUUGAUGGCUUCUUCUGUAGCUCUAAACAAAAGGAACCUACACAUUGUAACUCAAGCCCACUGCUGGUUUAUGAAGUGUGUAAAAUAGAACCCUCCUUCCCCAGAAAUAGGACAAUAAAAGGUGAUAUUUUUUUACACUUUAACUGGAUUCUAUUGUCUGGUUUUACCGCUCUUACCAAAUUCUAGUGUAAUUGUGUGGUAUCCAAACCAUUAGCUUUCCCAGUGAUGAUUUAAUAAAAUUAUGAAAAAUCA